AUGAUUGCCGCAGAUUUUCUUUCAAACACUAAACGAGGUGUCCAGGCUAUCGAGCUGUGGAACGAGUGCUUAAUACUACUAAACAACAAAACCUUAGAAAACGAACAUGAACUUGCCAAAAAGGUGCGUAUAACGCUGUAUAAGAAGCUGUUUUAUGGAAAUGCUGCUAUUACGAAACUUUCACCAGCUAUAGAAUCUGGCAAAAAGCUUUUAGUCCUACUUCGUAAUCUUAGGGAAAAAAAAGAAGAAGGUAACACAGCCUUGAUGUUAUCAACACUGUACCUCCAAAAAAGUGAAUACCAGGAAGCACAAGCAGUCCUCAAAAUUGCACUCUGCGUUUACAAAGAAAUCGAAGACAAAGACGGAGAAGCGUCAUGCUACGGAAACCUAGGAAAUGUGUUUCUAUCUGUCGGAGAAUAUGCCAAAGCUGAAGAAUAUUUUCAUAAAGCACUUAACAUCAAGACAGAAAUUGGCAACAGAAAGAGAGAAGCGACAUGCUACGGAAACCUAGGAGCUGUGUUUCUAUCUGUCGGAGAAUAUGCCAAGGCUGAAGAAUAUCUUCAUAAAGCACUUACCAUCAACACAGAAAUUGGCGACAGAAACGGAGAAGCGACAUACUACGGAAACCUAGGAAAUGUGUUUCAAUCUGUCGGAGAAUAUGCCAAGGCUGAAGAAUAUCUUCAUAAAGCACUUACCAUCAAAACAGAAAUUGGCGACAGAAACGGAGAAGCGUCAUGCUACGGAAACCUAGGAACUGUGUUUCUAUCUCUCGGAGAAUAUGCGAAAGCUGAAGAAUAUCUUCAUAAAGCACUUACCAUCAAGACAGAAAUUGGCAACAGAAAGGGAGAAGCGACAUGCUACCGAAACCUAGGAGCUGUGUUUCUAUCUGUCGGAGAAUAUGCCAAGGCUGAAGAAUAUCUUCAUAAAGCACUUACCAUCAACACAGAAAUUGGCGACAGAAACGGAGAAGCGACAUGCUACGGACGCCUAGGAAUUGUGUUUCGAUCUGCCGGAAAAUAUGACAAGGCUGAAGAAUAUCUUUAUAAAGCACUUACCAUCAACACAGAAAUUGGCGACAGAAACGGAGAAGCGACAUGCUACGUAAACCUAGGAAAUGUGUUUCAAUCUGUCGGAGAAUAUGGCAAGGCUGAAGAAUAUCUUUAUAAAGCACUUACCAUCGACACAGAAAUUGGCGACAGAAACGGAGAAGCGACAUGCUACGGAAACCUAGGAGCUGUGUUUCAAUCUGUCGCAGAAUAUGCCAAGGCUGAAGAAUAUGUUCAUAAAGCACUUACCAUCAACACAGAAAUUGGCGACAGAGUGGGAGAAGCGUCAUGCUACGUAAACUUAGGAAAUGUGUUUCAAUCUGUCGGAGAAUAUGCCAAGGCUGAAGAAUAUCUUCAUAAAGCACUUACCAUCAACACAGAAAUUGGCGACAGAAACGGAGAAGCGACAUGCUACGGAAACCUAGGAAAUGUCUUUCUAUCUGUCGGAGAAUAUGGCAAGGCUGAAGAAUAUCUUCAUAAAGCACUUACCAUCAACACAGAAAUUGGCGACAGAAAGGGAGAAGCGUUAUGCUACAUAAACCUAGGAAAUGUGUUUCAAUCUGUCGGAGAAUAUGCCAAGGCUGAAGAAUAUCUUCAUAAAGCACUUACCAUCAACACAGAAAUUGGCGACAGAAACGGAGAAGCGACAUGCUACGGAAACCUAGGAGCUGUGUUUCAAUCUGUCGGAGAAUAUGCCAAGGCUGAAGAAUAUCUUCAUAAAGCACUUACCAUCAACACAGAAAUUGGCGACAGAGUGGGAGAAGCGUUAUGCUACGUAAACCUAGGAAAUGUGUUUCAAUCUGUCGGAGAAUAUGCCAAAGCUGAAGAAUAUCUUCAUAAAGCACUUACCAUCAACACAGAAAUUGGCGACAGAAACGGAGAAGCGUCAUGCUACGUAAACCUAGGAGCUGUGUUUCAAUCUGUCGGAGAAUAUGGCAAGGCUGAAGAAUAUCUUCAUCAAGCACUUACCAUCAACACAGAAAUUGGCGACCGAAACGGAGAAGCGACAUCCUACGGACACCUAGGAAUUGUGUUUCAGUCUGUCGGAGAAUAUGCCAAGGCUGAAGAAUAUCUUCAUAAAGCACUUACCAUCAACACAGAAAUUGGCGACAGAGACGGACAAGCGUCAUGCUACGUAAACCUAGGAAAUGUGUUUGAAUCUGUCGGAGAAUAUGGCAAGGCCGAAGAAUAUCUUCAUAAAGCACUUACCAUCAACACAGAAAUUGGCGACAGAAAGGGAGAAGCGACAUGCUAUGUAAACCUAGGAAAUGUGUUUCAAUCUGUCGGAGAAUAUGGCAAGGCUGAAGAAUAUCUUCAUAAAGCACUUACCAUCAGCACAGAAAUUGGCGACAAAAAGGCAGAAGCGUCAUGCUACGUAAACCUAGGAACUGUGUUUCAAUCUGUCGGAGAAUAUGCCAAGGCUGAAGAAUAUGUUCAUAAAGCACUUACCAUCAACACAGAAAUUGGCGACAAAAACGGAGAAGCGUCAUGCUACGUAAACCUGGGAGCUGUGUUUCAAUCUGUCGGAGAAUAUGCCAAGGCUGAAGAAUAUCUUCAUAAAGCACUUACCAUCAACACAGAAAUUGGCGACAGAAACGGAGAAGCGACAUGCUACGGAAACCUAGGAAAUGUGUUUCAAUCUGUCGGAGAAUAUGCCAAGGCUGAAGAAUAUGUUCAUAAAGCACUUACCAUCAACACAGAAAUUGGCCACAGAAACGGAGAAGCUACCUGCUACGGAAACCUAGGAAAUGUGUUUCAAUCUGUCGGAGAAUAUGCCAAGGCUGAAGAAUAUCUUCAUAAAGCACUUACCAUCAAAACAGAAAUUGGCGACAGAAACGGAGAAGCGUCAUGCUACUUAAACCAAGGAGCUGUGUUUCAAUCUGUCGGAGAGAAUAUGGCAAGGCUGAAGAAUAUCUUCAUAAAGCACUUACCAUCAAGACAGAAAUUGGCGACAGAAAGGGAGAAGCGACAUGCUACGGAAACCUAGGAGCUGUGUUUCAAUCUGUCGGAGAAUAUGGCAAGGCUGAAGAAUAUCUUCAUAAAGCACUUACCAUCUACACAGAAAUUGGCCACAGAAACGGAGAAGCGAAAUGCUACGGAAACCUAGGAGCUCUGUUUGUACGUGUGGGAGAAUAUGGCAAGGCUGAUGAAAAUCUUCAUACAGCACUUACCACCAACACAGAAAUUGGCGACAAAGACGGAGAAGUGUCUCGCUACCUAAAGCUAGGAAACACAUCUCAAGCCUUAUCGGAUCUCUGGUCAAGCAUUAAAAUUUACGAAAAAAUGCUUACUUCUCUAGGAAGCAAAGAUAGCCACAAUAUAUCGUUUUUUGACAAACACGCGUCUCCCUAUCGGCUGUUUUGUUCAUUGAGUUGUUCUUGUGGGAAACACGAUGAAGCUUUACACGCUGCUGAACUUGGACGGGCCAGAGCUCUAGCAGAACUUAUGUCAAAUCGCUACUCCAUUGAAAAAAAAUAUCCAUCAACCCACAAUCGUUUGUUGGCAUCGCGGAAGUAA
Molecule: messenger RNA, 3563 nt
Organism: Porites lobata
Lineage: Eukaryota; Metazoa; Cnidaria; Anthozoa; Scleractinia; Poritidae
Source: the annotation of a GenBank genome assembly